CGUGGUCAGAGAGUUUUGGAAUCUUGAACCAGGUUGUGCUUAAAAUCCUGGGCGUGGUUAUGUUGAGCCCCGCCCACCGGCUCCUGGGUUGAGCUGCAGACCCCCAGCACAAAGAUUUGUCUUUCAGGACAUCAUGAACUUCAUCCGGCCAGCCAUCCUGAGGAGUGUCAUCUGCAGCACCAGGGGCCCUCCUGGCAGGGCCACACUGGCCCCUGGGGGCCCCUCUGCCUUCUACAGCUCUGGUGAGUGUGGCUCUCCCCAUGAAUGAUGCCCAGCAUCCUUUUAUUGAUUAUCCUUGAAUUAACUGCAUUGCCCAGGAAACGGUUAAUCCAGAACUCCUAUAAAAGUAAUAAUAAUAAUCCCUAUGCAGCUAUGGCCUUUUCACAGACAGGAAUUGCUAGUCAGUAUUUGCAACAGUUGGGCUGCUUGAGUUUACUGCCUCACUCUUAACUACAAUCCCCAUCAUCCUCAGCCAGCCAUAGGCUUCAUGAAGACAGAGGGGAUGGGAGAGUAGUCGUGGCUGGAAGAUGGGGGAGGGUCUGUGUUACCACUGAUGACUAAUCUUGGCACCCCAGAACUAAACUUCCUUAGCUCCUCAGACAAGUCUAAAUUUGGGAUUUUCAAUUAUUUUUACAGCUGUAUGAAUAUAUUUCUCUAUAAACUUGCCAAGAGCUUGUUGCAGUAAAGGGUUAACAUGUUUAGUAUUAUCUAUAGAGGCUGAACACCCAGUGCACUGUCAUUAUGGGGGGGAGACACACCCCCUGCUAGGACAUAGUGCAUUGAGGACUACCCAGUGCUGCUGUCUGGGUGUACUAUGUAUGUAUUAAUAUUACCCCAGUGUAAGCCAUUCAUUAGAGGGCUCUCAGGAGUUAGGCUGUAUUACUUGCUAAUUAGUAGCAGCUGAUUUGGCCAGGGGCCUCUCAAUUCAAUUAUGAAUGAAAUACACUAAUUGCUAGCAUGGGAACCUGCUCUGUGUGUAAAUAAAGCCUCUAUUUAUUGAGCUGCUGAUGUGUACAGUGCUGUACUCCUAGAUGUAUAGUGCUGGCACAUGUUACAUGUGUAGAUUUCUGUGGGAAUAUCACUGCCUCCUUACAAAGUUAUUCACUAAAGAGAAAAAAUUUGUGAAUUCACAUUUAAGGCCAGAGUAGCCAAUCUAGAAGCAUCAUUGACUUGGAGAAUUUUCCAGUUUGGCUAUCUUGGCCUUAAAUUUGAAGUUCGUUGUGUCUCCCUGACAAUUCUUACUUCUGUGAAUAACCCUAUUAAUGAUUCUUAUUAAACACAAUCCGCCGAUGGAUGAUUAUUAUUAUUGCCAUUUAUAUAGCGCCAACAGAUUCCGUAGCGCUUUACAAUAUUAUGAGAGGGGGGAUUUAACUAUAAAUAGGACAAUUACAAGAAAACUUCCAGGAACGAUAGGUUGAAGAGGACCCUGCUCAAAUGAGCUUACAGUCUAUAGGAGGUGGGGUAUAAGACACGUUAGGACAUAUGUUACUGCCGUUGUAAGAUGUGAGGGUUAUCUAGUAUGUUUUUAGGUUUAUCCAGGUCAACAAUGUUUUAAAAUUCUGCUAUUUUGCCUAAAUAUUGAAAUUCUCUCAGAAUCCAUGACACCCCAAACUUCAAUGAAUGACCCUGUUUUACUUUGACGUCAUCCCUUGCUAAUUAUGUAUUAAUAUUUUAAAGCGCUAUGGAAUAUGCUGGCGCUAUAUAAAUACCCGGUAUAAUAAUAACAAUAAUUAUGUAUACUAUCCCUUCUACCAUGUCUAUGCAGUGUAUAUGCAUGUAUCACAUUUCUCCCCACCCCCAUAAAUGAAUGAAUACAUCCAAAUUCCAUCACAUUCUUCUCGUUUCCUCCAGCUAACUGGAAGGACCCUCCUGGUAAGGGGGUGGGGGUGGAUUUUCUCUCAAAUCUAGACAAACUCAGGUUCUGUAAUGAAAUCAACUCGUUGCAAUGUCCUUGUCUUUUUCAAAAUAUUUCAGUGACUUCCACCCUUUACCCACAUUAUUUCAUAACUUCUCUUCAUGUGGGUGCACCCUAUACACACACAGAUUUAUUUUGCAAAAAAUUGCACCCAUAGUCAACUGUUUGCCACCCAUCCCCCGUCACAUACAUCCACACAUACCCUAACCAAGCAUUCUGCAUUAGUUGUGCUGCAGGCUGUUCUGUCUACUACUCAAUAUUCCCCCUGUGUUUAGUCUGGACACCCAGUGUGAGAUCGAAGUGAACUAUCUCCUAACAUUCCGCAAAAUCUUCCCAAUAUUCAGGGUUUUUUUCCCCCCCCUUAUUCAAAUUUAAAUAUACUAAAUAACUUCAGGCUAAAAUAUCUGACCUGGAUAAAUUUUUAAACUCCCCUCUAGGGACAGAUUGGCUGAUUUUAUCCUGAAUCUUAUUAUUAUUCAGAUUUUGGUCUGGUAUGUUUUGCAGUUUAGUAAAUAACGUUGAUGGUCCCUUCUUAAUGCCCCACGUCUACACAGAAGGCAGAAUGGAUGGGAAAUUCCUGGCAAAAAAAACAAAACAAUACAACCACCAAUCCUAAAUCAUUCUGAGUGCGUAAUCCAUUUCAAAAAUGGAAGUAGAUACUUAGAAUAGCCUUUCAGUGGUGGUGGUAGUAAGCGCUAAAACCAUAAAGGACCUAGCAUAGUAUCAUGGUAUUCAACUGCAACAAGCAGACUGCUUGUUAGCUACCUCCUGCCAUAUAGGAAUUACAUUUUUGGGGUGCACGUAAAGUGGUCUUGAAUAACUGCAUUAGUAAAAUUGGUGUUAGAUGGCAUUACGAAAUCCUGCUAUUUAGCUAGUUACCCACAAUGGGUGCUGGAGUACUCAAGUUUUGCCAUCACUGUACUAUCCCAAAUUUCCUGCAGAAAUGUCCAAUCCUAAUUCCAGUUAGCCCGAUGUCUUAACAAUGUUAGGCAUUAGGGAUUAAGUCAAUCCUACCGACCGUUUCUGAGAAAUGGCAUUCCUUCAAUUUCCCAGUUUUCUUUUCAAACUUUUAAUUGACUUCAUCCUCAAAUCUCUCUUUUGGAUUCUCGUUUCUCGUUGCAGUUAAUUGACUCUAGUUGCAGUCUUCCUAAAACUUAAUCUUGGCAUCCUACUCUAAAUUAUCUCUCCAUCUGUUGUUAGUGGUGGCCGGAGCACAGGAGCGCACUCUCGUUGCCGUGAAGCCUGAUGGGGUGCAGAGGAGAUUGGUCGGUGACAUCAUCAAACGCUUUGAGCAACGCGGGUUUAAAUUAGUGGGCUUGAAAAUGCUGCAGGUAGGCCACAAGCUGUCUGUUCUGACUUCAUUAAAUGUCCAAAUGAUUGGCUGGCUGAAUAAACAUACAAUGCUAAAACAUAAUAUUCUUUAUCAAAAUCCGUCUGCUGGUGUAGAGUUUAUAUUUUAUUUAUUUUUUGCAAAUGAUACUAUAUUUUAGGUGGUGAUGGGACUAUUUUUUUAUCUUAUGGCCCAUCUUUCUGAAAGUUGUAUAAAACAGUCAGACCUGUCCAGUACUUGUGACAUAGUCAUUCGCUAAAAUAAAACUAUUUUUUGACCUCAGAUUGAUGAUUGAUUUACAUGUACCAAGCUUAGUUAUUCGUUAUUUUUAUUGCUCUAUUAUCCUGAUGGUGAAAUCAGAAUAUUAAUUAUGAUGCUCCCAACCUUUAAAAAUUGGGGGGAAAAAUGGAAUGCUGGGACUCUUCUGAUUGGAGGUGCAGGUAUCCAGGCUCCUCACAAACAAAGCCUAAAAUAUGAAUGACACUGCACUCUCAAAACAUAUCGUGAAAAUAUAAGAAUAGAAUUUUUUUUUUUUGUAAAUUUAUUUAUAUUCUUACAUCUUCACGAGAUGACGGUGAGGUAUUGCCCUCUCGUUGGAAAAAGUAACGUAAAACAAUUUGUGACAUUUUAGCACUUUUAUCCAACUCUGUGGCAAUAUACACAUGAAUAACGAUCUGGUUAAUAUAACCUUUACGCAAUAUGUUUUGAGAGUGCGGUAUCAUUUAGUUUUGCGCUUUACUUUUAACAUAGAAAACUUCAAACUUUGGCUAGAUUUUAAUUACUUGUGUUUUCAUCGUAUUACAUUUUAAAGAAUACAAUGCUGUAAAAAUAUAUAGUUGAAUUUUCAAAUGGCUGAUGAGGUAGACAAGGCAAGACUGAUAUUGAUAGCAAUGAGUACAUUCUAAAUAAUCAUCAUCUGUAGAGAGGGCAUUCUCGAAUACCUGCUUAAAGCUCUAACACAUGAAGCUGUCUAAAUAAUGAACUUUUAAUUUUUUCAGGCUUCCGAAUCAACCCUAGCUGACCAUUACCAUGAUCUUCGCAGGAAGCCAUUCUAUCCGUCCCUCAUCCGAUACAUGGCUUCUGGUCCUGUAGUUGCCAUGGUAAGUGUCUUUCGCCUAAUAAGUGCAUAGUGUGGAUGACAAAAUGUUGACUAUGUUUAUAGACUUGGACCAGAACCUCUCUGUGUAUUACAUUUUAAUGGUCUUUAUGUAUCUGUUUUCUAAAUUAGAACUCCAGAAGCCUAUGGUAAGUAUGAACGUUUGAUAUUCUGUUCCCAUUGACUAUCCGCAAGCGCCCAUCAUUGCAGCUUCUUAAACUAACGCUCUGCACUCCGUUAGAUUGGGAUAAACUGAAAGGUGGCUGAAGUUGGCCACAAAGCUUCUUCAAUCUCUGUCUUCAUGUUAUGUGGUUGAUGUAAAAUGGCAGGUUUUGGGGCUAUCCUCUUGGUUCUCUGUGUCACUGUUAUUUGUUGAUGCAAUCCAGCUGCUAUAAGUUGUGUUUUUGUUUUGUUUUUACACCUUGAUUAAAGGUAGAGACCACUAUGAAUGAAUUAACUCUCCACCCGGCGUGUGUGUGUGUACAUUGAACUAUCUUCUUGCUACUCAGGUCUGGGAGGGCCACAAUGUUGUGCGAUCAUCCCGUUUUAUGGUCGGAGACACAGACUCAGCCCAGGCCAAGCCAGGAACAGUCCGCGGGGACUUCAGUGUUCACAUCAGCAGGUAAAGCUUCUGGGGCAGACGAACAGACGUUCACCUCAGUGAAUUAAAAUUUAGUUUCAAAAUGGCUAAACUAAAAACAUAGCUGACUUGGAGAAUUUUUUUUUUUUUUUUAAAUGUAUCUAUCUAGUUUGGCCUGAAAUUCUAAAAUUCACUUUGAAUUCACACUUUCAUGAAUUACCCUGACAAAUUUCCUCCUUUCCAAUGUGUGUACUCUCCCCCUUUUCCCAACUAUUCUUUUGUUUAUUUUUCUACUUCUCAAAUUUCUUCACCAAUAUCCACGUCACCCCCUUUCUUAAUUGUUAAGUGUUGAACAUCAUGUAUCAAUCACCCGUGACCUUUCCCUCCUUCCCCAGGAAUGUAGUCCAUGCCAGCGAUUCUGUGGAAGUGGCUGAGCGGGAAAUUAGCCUCUGGUUUCACAGUGCUGAACUGGUCAACUGGGAGAACUCCGACCAAAGUGACUUAUAUCAAGUUUGAUGCUGCUUCAUGGCCCAUCAGUCAUUUCGACCUCAGGAGACUUGCGCGCUGAAGGGCUCAUAAAAUCUAUAUCUCCAUCUGAACUGUACGGACGUCUGGCUUCUACAACAACCAGGGACCUCGGGGGCAGCGUGGGAACCAUGUAUAGGGCCCUAACUAUAUGGUACCACAACGCUGCCAAGACUGCCUUUAUUUGUACACACAACCCUCUCUGUGAGAGUAACCGCAACAUUUAUCAACACUGCGUCCUUCUAGGAUGAUGUCCAUUCUUCACUCAGGGAUGGGGGCAUGAAGAAUGUUUACCAUGAUAAUGCAGAGCCAGCUUAAAGUCAAGUGUGUAUUCUUUGUUUGAGGCAAUGCAGAAGUUGUGUUAUCAUUAUAGUACAAUUUUUGUGCAUUUUAAUUGCAUCAUCUUCUGUCACAAUCUGGCCCUUUUGGUAUUGGGCUUUAACAGAUUAAAUCACUGGGCUGGUAUUCCCAGCCUGACUAAUGGUAUAACUGUUUAAUAAACGUGUUCCUCUUUAUAAAAAUAGACUUGAAACAGUAUCCUGUUUACGUGAUCACAGUCGGGGAUCUAUUUAAAGAGGGCUUUUUUUCCAUUGCACAGUCUUUUGUUCUUGGGAAGAAGUAAUGCUCAGUGAUCUUGCCUUAUUUGUCUCAACGUUAAGGUAUCACUUCUCUUGUUUACCCCUUUUAAAUUACUCUUUAAAUUUACCCUUUUAAAUAAAAAGUGGCGAAAAGUUACACGUACAGCUGCUAUAGAACUACAAUUCCCAUGAUCCUCUGACAGCCAUAACAGUAGAGAAUCUAGCAUUCAGUCUUUGUUGCCUUAGGGGAAUUUUACAUUUUAUGUCAAUUACAUAUUUAAAGGUAACAUAAAAUAUGGGACUCCUCCCUGGCACCCCAAUAUCCAGGAUUUACACUUCCCAAAUACCAAUAGAAGUUCCAUCCAACCUGGACAGCAGUGAUGGCCAGAGAGCGCUGGGGUAAAACGCCCA
Pelobates cultripes (western spadefoot toad) is the source of this 6435-nucleotide messenger RNA. Lineage: Eukaryota; Metazoa; Chordata; Amphibia; Anura; Pelobatidae. The record is from the annotation of a GenBank genome assembly.